This is a messenger RNA of Adineta steineri, 2460 nucleotides long. The record is from the annotation of a GenBank genome assembly. NCBI's taxonomy places the organism in Eukaryota, Metazoa, Rotifera, Eurotatoria, Adinetida, Adinetidae.
AUGAGCAAAAACGGAAGUACAAAUGUUGGAAACAAUAACAAUAAUAAUAACAAUACAAAAAAAAUUAAAUUUUCUUUAAAUAAAUCGGUUCAAGUAACAAAAGUAUUUGCUAAAGAAAAUCACCGAUUAACAAAAAAUGAAACGAUAUUUACAAUGGUCGAUACUGAUCAUCCGGAUGGCAAAAAGGAACCAUUUUUAUCUACUGUAUUGGGAACAGUAACAAAAUUAUAUAUUCAUGAAUGGGAUACUUUAUCAUAUGGUUCAAUUAUUUUGGAAUAUGAAGAAUGUCUUCAUACGAUAACAUUCAAAAAUUUAUGUUGUGAUUGUGGAGCUGAUUUAAAUCAGUUAAAAGAUAGAAUGGAAAUGAUAUCAUCACGAAAUUCUGUUGCAGAUCCAUUAUUUGAUACAUCUCUAUCAUCAUCAACAAGUAUGAUGAGAACAGCAACAACAGUUUCAAUGGAACAUGCUGUACCAGAAUUAAGAAUUACACCAGAAAUGGCCGAAAAAUAUAGUAUUGAAGAACGUGAUCGGCUACUUCGCGAACGAAAACUUGAUUUACUUGUUGAUCUUGAUCAAACACUUCUUCAUACAACGAAUUCAAGCAAUUACUUUCCAUAUUCACCUGAUGUCAUUGCUUAUCAAUUAAGUACUCAAUCAUCACAAAGAUUCUAUACAAAAUUACGUCCCGGUGUAAAAGAAUUUCUUGCUAAUCUCUUACCAUAUUAUCAAUUUCAUAUUGUUACUUUUGGUGAACGUGUCUAUGCUCAUACAAUGGCAAAUUUAAUUGAUCCAAAUAAAACAUUUUUUUAUCAUAGAAUUUUAUCACGUAAUGAAUGUUUUGAUCCAACACGUAAAACAGCUAAUUUAGGCGCUUUAUUUCCAUGUGGUGAUUCAAUGGUUUGUAUUAUUGAUGAUCGUGAAGAUGUUUGGAAUUAUGCACGAAAUCUUGUACAUGUUAAACCAUAUGUAUGGUUUAAAGAUGUUGGUGAUAUUAAUGAUGUACAUCUUCCAUCUCCACCUAUUCCAAGUGAACAAUUAAUUCCACCAAUAAGUGAAAAAGAAUUUGAAGAACAAUUAGAAAAUAGUGAACAUAUUGUUGAAGAACGUGCAGAAAAGAAUAGUAAUGCACUAAAAGAACGAACAACAGAGGAAGGCCAUCAAGAUCUCUUGCAGAGAGGUGAAAAAAGAAAACUUGAUGAUGAUGACGAUGAUAAUAAUAAUAAUACCAAUGAAAGAAUGGAUAGUGAUGAAACAAGUAAAAAAUUAAAAGAACAAAAUGAUAAUAAUAAUGAACAAACAGAUACCAUAAAUAUUCCGGUGACAACUGAUCCAAAUAUUACUGUUGAUAGUGAUAUUUAUUUACGGCAAUUAGAAAUAAUUUUAAAACGUAUUCAUACUGAUUUUUACGCAUCCUAUGAUCAAUGGACACAAGAUAAAACACGUGAUAUGCCUGAUUUAAAACAAAUUUUACCAGAUAUACGUCGACAAGUACUUAAAAAUGUUUCAGUUUGUUUUUCUCAUCUUAUGCCACAAGGUUAUCCAUUAGAAAAACAUCGUGCAACUAUUCUUGCACGAGCUUUAGGUGCAACUGUUACACAAGAUUUACAAAUAAGCGAUAAUGGACAUUGUUUAACAACACAUGUUAUUGCAGGCAAACGAACAUCUAAAGUUGAAAGUGCUAUCAAAUAUAAUAUUCAUGUUGUUACACCUGAAUGGUUAAUUGAUUGUUAUGAACAAUGGGAACGAAGAGCAGAAGAGAAUUAUAUUUUACAUUCAAAUUAUGAUGUAAAAAAAUCAAGAUUAUUUACAAAAGAAACACCUAGAAUGAUGUAUAAUGAUUCUAAUAAUGGAAAUGAUCGAAUAUCUUCAAUGAAACAAAAGACUGAAAAUCCUUCUAAUGAUGAACAAGUUUCAAGUUCAACAGUCAGUAAAUUUUCAAAAUCAUCCCUAAAACGUGCUCGUACUCCUGAACUACCAUCAACUAGUGAUAUGCCCAGUAAUAUAAUUGAAGAAGAUGAACAAACAGCAACAACAACAGCAGGAGCAGCAGCAGCAGAAACAGCAAGACAAUAUAAUUUCAGCAUGAGUGUUGAUGAAUUAUCUGAUAUGGAAAAAGAAGUUAAUGAUUUUUGUAACGAUGAUGAAGACGAAGAUGAUGAUGAUGAUGAUGAUUCAAACGAUGUACAAGCUCGUCCAAAAAAACAACAACGAACAUCAUCAUUUUCUCCAAUAACAACUGCAGCAGCAACAACAACAACAGCAACUCCAACUACAACAAUAGAUAAACAAAAUGAUGAUGAAGGCUAUGAUUAUGAUUCAGAUUCAUCAAGUAGUCAAAAAUUGCGUGAUCUCAUAUUAGGUAAACGACGUGAAGCUGAUUCUGAUGAUGAAAGUUUUGGUGAUGAUGAAGCACCUCGUGGUUGGAAAAAUACUAAUCAAAAAACAAAAAAAAGACAAUGA